Vitis vinifera (wine grape) is the source of this 1362-nucleotide messenger RNA. Its product is annotated as receptor-like protein EIX1. The coding region runs from base 1 to 1362 and encodes 453 amino acids. The transcript has a single exon. The record is from RefSeq and is a predicted model, not a curated record. NCBI's taxonomy places the organism in Eukaryota, Viridiplantae, Streptophyta, Magnoliopsida, Vitales, Vitaceae. Gene Ontology annotation, molecular function: protein binding.
AUGGCCACUAGCAAUGCCUCUCUUCAACUUCUUUUUCUUGUCAUUAUGUCCUCAGGGUUUCUUUUCCAUGAAACCCUUAAACCAGGCUGCUGCCGUGGUGAUCACCAUAGGGCAGCCUCCUUUGAAACUGAGAGGGUAGUUCUUCUCAAGUUCAAACAAGGCCUUACAGAUUCUUCUCAUCGACUCUCAUCUUGGGUAGGGGAAGACUGCUGCAAAUGGAGAGGCGUCGUCUGCAACCACAGGAGUGGACAUGUCAUCAAACUCAAUCUGCGUAGUCUUGAUGAUGAUGGAACACAUGGCAAGUUGGGCGGUGAGAUCAGUCAUUCUUUGAAAUAUUUGAAUCAGUUAGACCUGAGCAUGAAUAAUUUUGAAGGGACUCGAAUCCCCAAGCUCAUUGGUUCACUGGAAAAGUUGAGAUAUCUCAAUCUCUCCGGUGCCUCCUUCAGUGGACCGAUUCCUCCACAACUUGGAAAUCUUUCCAGGUUGAUCUACCUUGACCUCAAGGAAUACUUUGAUUUCAAUACAUACCCUGAUGAGUCAAGCCAGAAUGAUCUUCAGUGGAUAUCGGGUCUUUCUUCUUUAAGACACCUUAAUUUAGGAGGAGUCAAUCUAAGUAGAGCUUCUGCUUAUUGGCUUCAUGCUGUUAGCAAGCUUCCUCUUUCCGAGUUGCAUCUACCUAGUGUUGGACUUUCUGUCCUCUCUCGUUCUCUCCCAUCUUCCAAUCUUACAUCCCUUUCAAUGCUUGUUCUCUCCAACAAUGGUUUCAACUCCACAAUACCCCACUGGCUAUUCCAGCUGAGGAAUCUUGUGUACCUUGAUCUCAGCUUUAACAAUCUUCGAGGCUCAAUUUUAGAUGCAUUUGCAAACAGGACUUGUCUUGAAAGUUUAAGAAAGAUGGGUAGCCUCUGCAAUUUGAAAACACUGAUCCUUUCUGAGAACGAUUUGAAUGGGGAAAUAACUGACAUGAUUAAUGUUUUAUCUGGGUGCAACAAGUGUAGUUUAGAGAACCUGAAUCUGGGAUUGAAUGAACUGGGUGGUUUUCUUCCUAAUUCACUAGGAAACCUGUGCAGCUUGCAGUCUCUUCUGCUUUGGGAGAACUCCUUUGUAGGCUCGAUUCCGAAUUCAAUAGGAAACUUGUCGCAUAUGAAAGAGCUAUACCUAUCUAAUAAUCAAAUGAAUGGGACAAUUCCAGAAACACUUGGACAACUUCAUGAGUUGGCUGCCUUAGAUGUCUCUGAGAAUUCAUGGGAAGGUGUUCUAACGGAAGCCCAUUUGUCAAAUCUCACAAACCUAAAGGAGUUGUCCAUCGCUAAAUUUGCAUCUCGGUCCAGACCUCAAAUUGGUCAUCCAUAUCAGUACUGA